UCCGCUCUUCCUCCUCCGCCAUCUUGAGAUCAACGCGUAGUUGAAUUCAAGUAGUCCCUGCUCGCCAUCUUUACUCCCUUUUUGAAAAUGAGUGACCAGCUCUGUAAGCUCUUCGUCGGCGGCCUGAACGUGGACACCGACGACGAUGGCCUCCGCAAGCACUUCGAGCAGUACGGGGCCCUUACCGACUGUGUGGUCGUCGUGAACAAGCAGCUGCAGCGCUCCCGCUGCUUCGGCUUUGUUACCUACUCCACGCCGGAGGAGGCCGACGCCGCCAUGGCUGCUAGGCCGCACACCGUCGACGGUAACUCGGUGGAGGUAAAGCGAGCUGUGGCCAGAGAAGACGCAAACAAGCCCGAAGCUUUGGCUAAAGUGAAGAAAAUUUUCAUCGGUGGGCUGAAAGACGACAUCGAAGAGCAGCAUUUGACCGACUACUUCUCGCAGUACGGCCAGGUGGAGAAGUCUGAAGUCAUCUCCGAGAAGGAGACGGGGAAGAAGAGGGGCUUCGGAUUCGUGUACUUCACCGACCAUGACUCGGCAGAUAAGGCCGUGGUGGUGAAGUUUCACACCGUUAAUGGACACAAAGUGGAGGUGAAGAAAGCCCUGACUAAACAAGAGAUGCAGGCCGCGAGCAGGAACACAAUGGCGCCGAGGGGCAGACCGGGCCGCGGCAUGAGAGGAAAUCAAAAUGGCUACGGAGGCAGGGAAUAUGGCGGAAGCUACAACUACGGAAAUGGCGGCGGUGGCGGCUACAACUGUGGCGGCUACGGAGGGUACGGUGGACCGUACGGAGGCGGCUAUGGCGACCAGGGAAGCGGCUACGGUGGCGGCAACGGCUACAACGACUUUGGCAGCGGCUACGGCCAGCAGUCCUCUGGCUACGGUCCCAUGAAGGGGCCGCCUUUCGGGGGCCAGCGGAGUGCGGCUCCCUACGCCAGAGGCGGCGGUGGCGGCGGAUACCCCAGGGGGGGCUACGGCGGCGGCGGCUACUGAAAGGCGACACCCUGAAACAAGAAUCCCCCCUCUC
Poecilia latipinna (sailfin molly) is the source of this 1027-nucleotide messenger RNA. Its product is annotated as heterogeneous nuclear ribonucleoprotein A0-like. Bases 88 to 993 code for a protein of 301 amino acids. The record is from RefSeq and is a predicted model, not a curated record. The transcript has a single exon. NCBI's taxonomy places the organism in Eukaryota, Metazoa, Chordata, Actinopteri, Cyprinodontiformes, Poeciliidae. Gene Ontology annotation, molecular function: mRNA 3'-UTR binding. Gene Ontology annotation, cellular component: catalytic step 2 spliceosome. Gene Ontology annotation, biological process: mRNA splicing, via spliceosome.